Messenger RNA from Morone saxatilis (striped sea-bass), 894 nucleotides. Its product is annotated as PRELI domain-containing protein 1, mitochondrial-like. Lineage: Eukaryota; Metazoa; Chordata; Actinopteri; Moronidae. Gene Ontology annotation, cellular component: mitochondrial intermembrane space. Gene Ontology annotation, biological process: phospholipid transport. Gene Ontology annotation, molecular function: phosphatidic acid transfer activity. The transcript is spliced from 5 exons. The record is from RefSeq and is a predicted model, not a curated record. The coding region runs from base 56 to 661 and encodes 201 amino acids.
CUCCUGAAUGCGUCGGCUGUGAGCUCUGUGUGUGUGUGUGUGUGUGUGUGUAGAUAUGGCGAGGUAUUUCUGCAGCGAGGUCGACAUUAAGAGUCCGUGGCAUCAGGUGCUGGCCGCCUUCUGGCAGCGCUACCCGAACCCGUACAGCGCCCACGUCCUCACCGAGGAUGUCCUGUACCGCGAGGUCACCCCCAGCAACCACCUGUUGUCGCGGCGACUGCUGACCAAGACUAACCGGCUCCCGGGAUGGGCCGAUCGUGUCUUCCCCGCUCACAUGGCCCGAGCCGUGUACGUCCUGGAGGACUCCAUCGUCGACCCGCACACGCACACGCUCACCACCAAGACCUGGAACCUGAACCACAACAAGCUGAUGACGGUGGUAGAGCGGUGUUUGUUUGAGGAGGACCACAGUCGGCCAUCUUGGACCAAACUGAAGAGGGAGGCCUUCAUCUCGUCGGGGGUCUACGGCCUGGCCCGGCCCAUACAGGAGUUCGGUCUCGCCAGGUUUAAAAGUAACCAAGCCAGAGCCAUGAAGGGGUUGGAGUACGCGCUGUCCAAGAUACAGGCCGAGGUCGCCCCGGAGUCGUCAGAGAAGCACAAGCUCCUCCCACCGCAGACCACGCCCACCCCGACUACCCAGAAUCCCAAGCAGUUUGUCUGAUGGCCGGGGCAUCAACCUCAGCUGUGAUUGGUCGCUGCUUAGAAGCUCAGGCAUCUUUCUCUAAACUACAAUAAUUCCCAGGAUUCAUUGGGAAUGAUUUAAACCGUCUUAGUAAAAUAAUUUUAUGUUUUAUUCUCUAAACUUUGUUUUCUUUGAAUCAUUUUGAUGAUUCUUUUAUAUAUAAUUUAGGCAGUUUGUGUAGAGUUUACACAUUUUUGUUAUUUAAAAACAAU